AUGGGCUGCGGACCUGCCCCCGGCCGGGGCGACCGAGUCGCUGGACGAGCGGGCCGCGGGGUGCCACUACCGCCUCAUCGCUCCGGGGAGCCGGAGCCACGGCGAGCGGAGAAGCCGGCGACGGACGGACGCGCUGCCAUGGCGGACGUCGAGGGGGAAAGCGUCAGCUGGAGGUGGCGCGGCGAACGCCAGGCCCUGGCCGCGACUCACGCGAGGUCCCUACGGCCCUCCGAGACGCCAGAAGUCAACCACUCCCCAAGGCCACCGCAGCUGCUCCUCUGCUCCCGCCCCCUCCCCCCGCAGCAGCUCAUCACCAAGCACCCACUCCGCAGCGACUCAGCCGCUGCGCCGGGCCUGCUGGGAAAUGUAGUUCAAAGUUCGGCCCGAGCUGCAGGUCUCUGCCUAACAACGAACUACCACUCCCAGUAGUCAACGCUGCUC
Rattus rattus (black rat) is the source of this 441-nucleotide messenger RNA. RefSeq lists its product as uncharacterized. The coding region runs from base 1 to 429 and encodes 142 amino acids. The transcript is spliced from 2 exons. Lineage: Eukaryota; Metazoa; Chordata; Mammalia; Rodentia; Muridae. The record is from RefSeq and is a predicted model, not a curated record.